Hydra vulgaris (swiftwater hydra) is the source of this 3152-nucleotide messenger RNA. RefSeq names its product coiled-coil domain-containing protein CG32809. Gene Ontology annotation, cellular component: cytoplasm. NCBI's taxonomy places the organism in Eukaryota, Metazoa, Cnidaria, Hydrozoa, Anthoathecata, Hydridae. The record is from RefSeq and is a predicted model, not a curated record.
CUCACGUCUUUUACAGCAGUUUUUACCGCAUUAGUUCGCAACUUACAUUGGUUAACCCAAAUUUAUAAACAGCAAACACAAUAGUAACACUUUUAUAUGCGAUGAAAUAUCUUUUUUACUUUUUAUAGCUAGUUAAAAAGUUGUUGUAAAAAUAAAAACAUAUUAUUGAAGUUUAAAAUGAUAAAAAAAUGGAAAGCAACACCAACGUCUCAGAAAUACGUUGUAGUUGGAAGAUCAAACGACGACAACGAAUUUGAUGGAAAAUCAAAGUCAGAAGAAACUCGAACAAGAAAACCUCGCCGACAUACUACGGGUAGUGGUAAACAAACUAUAGAAGAUAUAAAGAAAGCAAAAGAAUUAGCUGGAAUGAGUACUCCAAAUUAUGAAGAGGUUACUGAUUAUUCCUCAGAAAGAACAAACACAUUAGGCAGAAAACAACUUAUUUCAAUGUUAAAGCAGAGAUAUGGUCCUGAAAUUGAAUGUUAUCGUAAUGCAAACGAACAAGCCGAGCAGGAACAAGAUAUUGAAAAAAAACUUCUUGAGCGUAGUUGGGAUCAACGAAAUCCAAAAAGUAAAACAUUCCAAUUCAGUAAAAGUCCAAAUAACAACUCCUCCUCUAUGGUGCGAUCAAACAACUCGAGUUUUCGAAGAUCGACAAGAAGAACCAACUCAAAUGAUGGCUCUGGUGGAGAAACAUCAAACUCUGUGAGUGGAAAUAGCGAUAACGAUUCAGGUUGGAGUUCACAUGCAAUUGCGUUCCUACAAUAUCGCGAUGAAGUAAAACGUGUAAACUUACCAUCUCUUAUGCGCUCAAUAGACACCGUAAAAAGUCUCUUUGUUGAAGCGUUCCCUAAUAAAGUCACUUUACAGCAUUUUCAGACUGGAAAAAUAACUAUAUAUAUAAAAGACAUCGAGAAUGGCGUUUAUUAUCAACUUGAAAACAUUGGAGAUGUUUCAAAUCGAUCAUUUCUUAAAAUUCACGAGUUAGAUACACAACAAAGUAAUAGUCAACCAACUUGGGAUAGUUUAUCUGCUAAAAAACAAACAGAAGUCACUCAAGAAAUAUCCAUUCCAAAAUUUCAAAGAGAAAGCUCAAGUUCUUCAUUGCGCUCAGAUGGCGUGCUAAACCGAACAAAUUAUGGUACGCAAAACAAUUUUGAAUUUAAGGGAGAUGCGGAAAAGCAGAUAUCUUCGCCAAAAACCUUUAGAUCGUCAAGUUUCAACAACCCAUAUGAACAAUAUGGUAGAGGGGCAACAUUUAGCCCUGCUGUAACACGAAAAACUCAAGCACAAAUGACGCCAGUCAGCAAAGUUUCCGUUGGAGAGUCUUCUUUGUCUAACGAAGAAUGUAGAAAUGUUGAAAAUGAAGAUUGCGUUAACAUAAAAAGUCCUGGCAAACUGAACCAAAAAAUCAUCAACAACCUUCAAAACCAAGCCGAUCAGUUUAAUUCACGAAAGGAAUAUCUUCCAAAACAUUACCAACCUACUGUCCUUGUAAAAGCACAAGAAGCCAAACCUGAACCAAUAUUGACGAAAGAAAUUAAGAAGCAUGGUUCUAAUCAAUCGGUUUCCAGCGAAUCAUCUGACAACUACAAAGUUCCAGUUUCUACGCAACCAUUUGAGACAAAACGUGAUGAAAAAACAAAUAGCUCAGCUUCUUUAAAUAAAAUCUCCAAUAAUAUUCCCGAUAUUUCUACUGAUUUGUUACAGGAACUUAACGAGCUUGAGGAAGAAGUCAAAUGGAAAAAUAUUCCUGACAGAAAAUCUCAAGUAAAAGAAAAUAAGAAAGAAACUAAUUCCUCUCAAUCGCCUGGAUCUUUGAACACAAAUAACAAACCCCUAAAUCCUCAAAACACAAACGUGCCAUCCUAUAAUAAUCCAAAUAUGAUAGCCGCUACAACUAAAGCAAGAAACGCAUCAAUGAGUUCUAAUACAUCUACUGGUUCUGAAAAUUUAAAUUCAUCUUAUCCUGAUUCAUACAUUUCAGAAACAGGAGAUCAUGAAAAUCAAGCUGAUGAGCUAUUGCAGAGUCUCUCUCAACCCAUAUAUGCACAAAUCGAUAAAGCGUUUUUAACAUCAAAAGCAAAACUUCCUAAUGGUAUUUCUGCACCAACAGUAUCAGUUGACGAAAGCGCAAAAAGUUCUGUUCAAUCGCCAAAACUUCCAAGAGAUAGGACUAAAAGUGGCAAAAUAUGCAAGCCCCCGUCCGUAACUACUCCAGAUUUUAUAGAGCUUGAAGAUUCUGCGCACAUAGUUAAAAAAAGAAUAUAUGCUGUAAAAAAAGACUUGGCUGAAAUGCGUAAAUAUCAUUUGGAGAACUCGCGUCAGUUUAAAGCUGACAUUCAAAAAAAGUUACUGCUGUUUAGAAAAAAAGCCGCCAAAGCGGAAGAGUUACUCCAAGAUAAAUUAGAUAUAAACAAUAGUUUUAUAUUUGCUCACGAGCAUCCUGUUCGCGAAAGACGACAUCGUUUGACAUCGGAUCAAAUAGAAUACAACAAAAAGAAAUCCAAUGCCACAGAACUUAUUGGGAAACUUGAAGAUCAAAUGGAAAAGAUUCGAUUAAGUGUAGUUACCAAGAAAUGUGUUGAGAAACCUGAAGAUCUUGAAGCUAUUCAUGAUGAACUUACAGGUUGUGCAAAGUCUUUGUCUGAAGUUAAAAAUCGAUAUCACGGUCUUAUUGAUAUGGUAGAAAAAGUGAUUACUACUGAAAAAGAAAUCAUUUCUGAAGAAGAAAAGUUUUUAAAGGAAGAACCAGAAAACCUAGAAACGCUCAUCAUCCGAUGCAAAGCAUUGACUGAUACUUUAUCUACACUUAAAAGAUUAGCAACUGUUCAAAACCAAGCAACUGCAAAACGACAACAACAACAACAACAAAAGCCUCAACAACAACAACAGCAACAACAACAACAACAACAGCCUCAACAACAACAACAACGGCAAAACUAUGUUUACCGAAGCUAUGCCGACAGCGGUAUCAUGUAAAAAUUAUUUUGAAAAUACUACUCCAAGUAAGAAACAAAGCUUCGUCAAGCUGCAAUUUUACAGAAGUUGAAACAAAGGCAUAAGAAUGGGCUAAAAGCAUACAUUUAAAAAUAAAAACAUUUUGUAUUUAAUAGUCUUAAUUGCUAACAAAAAUGUACAAGUUUUUAAAA